GACACCGAAGAAAAGAACAAUAACAAGAUGUCUGGACGCGGUAAGGGUGUCGGUAAAACCAGGGCGAAGGCCAAGACCAGGUCCUCCCGGGCCGGGCUCCAGUUCCCAGUCGGCCGUGUCCACAGGCUGCUCCGCAAAGGGAACUACGCCCAGCGGGUCGGUGCCGGAGCCCCCGUGUACCUGGCGGCGGUGCUGGAGUACCUGACCGCUGAGAUCCUGGAGCUGGCCGGAAACGCCGCCCGGGACAACAAGAAGACCCGGAUCAUCCCCCGCCACCUGCAGCUGGCCGUCCGCAACGACGAGGAGCUCAACAAGCUGCUGGGCGGGGUGACCAUCGCUCAGGGCGGCGUGCUGCCCAACAUCCAGGCCGUCCUGCUGCCCAAGAAGACCGAGAAGCCCGCCAAGAAGUAAAAUGGCGGAUCUCUAGCUGCUGGAACCAGCAUCCCCUAAAAGGCUCUUUUAAGAGCCAACCACACUACUC
Messenger RNA from Etheostoma cragini (Arkansas darter), 481 nucleotides. RefSeq names its product histone H2A-like. Bases 28 to 411 code for a protein of 127 amino acids. Gene Ontology annotation, cellular component: nucleosome. The record is from RefSeq and is a predicted model, not a curated record. The transcript has a single exon. Lineage: Eukaryota; Metazoa; Chordata; Actinopteri; Perciformes; Percidae. Gene Ontology annotation, molecular function: structural constituent of chromatin; protein heterodimerization activity; DNA binding.